Messenger RNA from Adineta ricciae, 1251 nucleotides. The record is from the annotation of a GenBank genome assembly. NCBI's taxonomy places the organism in Eukaryota, Metazoa, Rotifera, Eurotatoria, Adinetida, Adinetidae.
AUGUCUUUGAGUGAAAGAAUUGAUUACAAAUUUGGUGAAAAUCGUUAUUAUUCAUCAAAUCAUUGGAUUUAUGAAAAAUGUUUCCUAACCGAUCCGAAGAUGAUUGGAAUUGUCUAUUUCAAAGAAUUCGAUUAUGCAAUUUAUUUAAAUCCAAAUGAUAAACGUGGUUAUCGUUCGAUCAUUCGUUUGAUCAAAAAUGACGAUAUGAAUUCGACAUUGAAUCGAUUUUAUUCUUCUUUUGAACGAAUUGGCCUUUCUUUAACAAUGUCAUUGGUUACUGAUGCUUAUUAUCAAAUUGUUCCCAUCGUACAGAGUGUUGUGGCUGGAAAUAAUGCUCAUUCAUUUGAUCAAGAAACUAAUCUGAUCGAACUGGGAAAUGCAGACGAACCGAAUUUUCUCCAUGGUCAUGUGUUCGGCCGAGGAAAUCCAAAGAGAAACUAUAUUGGAAAUGUUCCUUUAGAAGGUCCUUUUCCAGGAUCGAAUUUUGAUUUGAAAGGAGAAUUGGCAAAUGAAAAGAAAAUCCCUUGGAAAUUCGAAGACAUGGUACAAGUUGUUCAAAAAUCAAAAGAAGAAAUCGACCAAUUGAAAAAUAUUUAUGAAAAUUUCGGAUUAAGAAUCUUCACGGAAAAUCUUUCGUUUGAAAUUUAUUUAAUUCGACAUGGUGAAACUGAUUGGAAUAUCGAAAAGAAACUUCAAGGACAUACGGAUAUUCCAUUGAAUCAAAAUGGACUUUUACAAAGCGAGAAACUUAAAGAAAAACUAAAUGGAAUCAAUUUUUCUAAAAUCAUCUCAUCAGAUUUACAAAGAGCUCAUUCAACUGCUCAACGAAUUGACAAUUCAAAUCAACUAAUUGAAAAAUCAAUUCUACUCAGAGAAAAAUCGUUUGGUCAAUGGGAAGGAAAAUCGAUUGAAGAACUUCAUUCGUAUUUAAAACAAACAUUCGAUCUCGAUCAAUUUACGAAAGAAGAAUAUUUAUCUUUUAAAUGGAAUGAAGAUAUUGAAAGUUAUUCGGAUGUUUAUCGAAGAAUUUACCAGGUUAUUCGUUCAUUGAUUAUCUCUCAUUCAUCUGAUCUGAACAAUCCGGUAUUGUUUUCAACGCAUGGAGGAGUUCUAAGAACGAUUUUAUAUCAUUUUGAUUACCAACAAGGAUUUCGAUGGAAAGUAUCGAAUUGUGNAGAAUUAUCCACUGACAAAUGGCUAAUCGAUCUGAUUCCUAAAAAGACCUCUGUAUCCUAUUCAUUCCAGUUCUAG